AUGAAGCAUACCAUACGGUCGACAUCGAUGAAUCUACUGCGAUUCCUCGUUCCUCUCUUAAUUUGCUCUAUGCAGAGAGCUCAUGCAAGUAUCCUGUCUGGAGAUUUCGGCGAUUACAAUUUUUUCGAUAUCGGUAAUCGAUAUCCAUAUACGCGCAAAUUACUUGUUCCUCUUACACAUACUGCGCUGGUAGUACCUUCACAUCAUGGCUAUCAUGGUGGUCCGGUAGCGUACGUCCCUUUCGUGUCGUCACCGUCAUUCUACCUCUCCAUAUACCCUCACGGCACGUUUUCUGGAACUUAUAAUCCACAGAUUGAAUUCCGCAAUCGUGUGAAUGCUUACGCAAAAGAGAAUCCCCACCUAUCCGAUCUCAAUAUGCGCCUUCCCGUUCACGCGCCAAAAAUAACGAUCAGAAGACCACUGCACGUGCGUAGGAAUGCCCGUCAGAUCGGAACUUAUGCAGACAAAAAUGAGGCAUAUCCCUGA
Messenger RNA from Necator americanus (New World hookworm), 486 nucleotides. RefSeq lists its product as uncharacterized. NCBI's taxonomy places the organism in Eukaryota, Metazoa, Nematoda, Chromadorea, Rhabditida, Ancylostomatidae. The transcript is spliced from 5 exons. Bases 1 to 486 code for a protein of 161 amino acids. The record is from RefSeq and is a predicted model, not a curated record.